Molecule: messenger RNA, 645 nt
Organism: Rhipicephalus sanguineus (brown dog tick)
Lineage: Eukaryota; Metazoa; Arthropoda; Arachnida; Ixodida; Ixodidae
Exons: 2
Coding region: 5-595 (196 amino acids)
Molecular function (GO): serine-type endopeptidase inhibitor activity
Source: RefSeq, a predicted model, not a curated record
UCCCAUGUGCGGGGACGUGUUCUACACAGUCUGCCACACGGACUCUGACCAGCACGAGUUCCACUACCGUCGCUCGGUGAAUGCCUGCGUCGAGACGGCCACUGACACCGUGCACUCUUGCAACCGUGGCGUCAACAGGUUCGCGUCGAUUGCCCUGUGCCGCCGAAGUUGCGUGCGCACGAGGCAAAGGCCUGCCGAGGAGUGUUUCGCCAAGCCGCUGUUCACCAGCUGCGCCAGACAAGACGUGCUCUCCAGCUGGUGGUUCUUUGAGGGCCGCAAGUGUGUCCCAUGGAACUUCCCGUCGGGCGGGUGUCCGGCCGACGACAGCGCCGUCUUCCGUACGGCCCACGAAUGCCGAACGCAGUGCUUGGGAGGACUCCGGCGUUCCCCGUGCGGUCCACCUCAGGCUGUUGCAUGCGACCAACGUCACCUAAAGUACCCGUUCUUUGCCGAUUUGUCCACGAGCGAUGGCCGCAUCCGGUGCCUGCGCUCAUCGCCCGGUGUGCUGCGUGACCUCCGGUGCCUGACUGGCGCAAACCGGUUUCGCACCCGCGAAGCCUGCAUGGUCACGUGCGAAAACAGGCCGACGAGCUGAGUGCUGGCUGAGAAGAUUUGCCUUAUUUGCAAUAUAACGUUUACAACGGG